Messenger RNA from Protopterus annectens (West African lungfish), 705 nucleotides. Its product is annotated as MICOS complex subunit MIC27-like. The coding region runs from base 16 to 690 and encodes 224 amino acids. NCBI's taxonomy places the organism in Eukaryota, Metazoa, Chordata, Ceratodontiformes, Protopteridae. The transcript has a single exon. Gene Ontology annotation, cellular component: MICOS complex. The record is from RefSeq and is a predicted model, not a curated record. Gene Ontology annotation, biological process: cristae formation.
CUGCUUCAAAGUACUAUGUUUGUUGAAGAACAUGGUCAUGUGAAAAAGGGAUUUUCUGCAAUUCGGCAAACAUUCCAUCCAUUUACUGAAUGCUAUAAAGGCAUUUGUAACUCUGCAAAAAAUGGGGUAUUAAAUACAGUUUAUUUUGGACAAGAUAGUUACAGUUUCAUAAAGAAUCCUCCUGAAGGAUUUUUGCCAAGAAUCACUGUGUGUGGAUUUGCUGGUGUAGUUCUAGCACGGAAAGGUUCUAGGUUUAAGAAGGUGAUUUAUCCUCUUGGGCUGACUACUUUAGGAGUCUCUCUCUGUUACCCAGCUCAAGCAGUAGUAGUUGCAAAAGUUACUGGACAGAAUGUAUAUGCUGCAUCUCACUGGACGUAUAGAAGCAUCAGAUCAUUAUGGGAAAAAAGUAGUGCAAACAAGAACGUGUCAACUGCCCCAUUAGCUACUAAGUCUGCUUUAGACCUUAAAGCACCACCAGAAGAAUCACCUGAAAAACUGAAUGGCCCAGUAUUAACGACUACUUCAGAGAAUGCUCUCCAGAAAGAUGAAUCAGUUCAGAUGAGGAAUAAUAUCUUACAGGAUCAUGAGCAGUCUGCAGCAAUAAAAACUGCCACAGUGACCCCUAGUUAUUUUCAGUCUUUGAGUACUAAUGCCAGUUUAGUUUCUAAAUCUGUUUCGAGUCCAGUAUAAUUUCCACCUGAAAAG